Messenger RNA from Colletes gigas, 2985 nucleotides. RefSeq names its product ceramide glucosyltransferase (gene GlcT). The transcript has a single exon. Gene Ontology annotation, molecular function: ceramide glucosyltransferase activity. NCBI's taxonomy places the organism in Eukaryota, Metazoa, Arthropoda, Insecta, Hymenoptera, Colletidae. Gene Ontology annotation, cellular component: membrane. The coding region runs from base 1105 to 2301 and encodes 398 amino acids. Gene Ontology annotation, biological process: glucosylceramide biosynthetic process. The record is from RefSeq and is a predicted model, not a curated record.
CCGAGGCAUGUUCGGUUGUUCGUACGCUGUUUAUUCGACCCUCACCUCACAAUUGUCUUUAUCCGCGAGCGUCGCGUUCGUUCGUUCAUUCGACGAAAGUUCAACCUUCGAAUAUGACAUGCAUCGGCACGCGACGCCAGUGCCGUAGCCACGGGCGAACCAGAACGAGACAAGUCCGCGAAGGCGCAUCGUCGUCGUGAAAGAGAAACGGUCGGUCGAAGUUGUCCGUGAACGCGGCACAUAACCGUGCAGUAACAUCGGCGGCAGAACGUGUUCGUGACCUGGUGUCCGGGCAUCGAACGCGAAAGACCCGCGAAUGCGUCACGAGCGACGGACCCGAGAGGAAAUAUCCAUCCCGGGGAAGAGAAGAAGACGACGGUGUACGUCGGGCAUUGUUCGAGAACCGCCGAGGGAAGAACGACAGCAAGUAAACGAGGUUCGGCGCGUCGUCGAGAGGGGUAAAGUUCAAUGCAUCGGUGAAAAUUGGGGAGCAUUGUUCGGUGGCUGCGUCGCGUCAAAGAGGGUGCUUCGGUUGUGUAUAUGUCAGUGAUCGGUGAAUGCAAGCGAUCCUUGUCCGUUACGGAUAAAAGUGAAAGAAGUCGUGCAAGAGGGAAAGAGAGAGAGAGAGGACGUGGAUAGAUUGGUCGUCGUCGGCAGCGUGCCGGCGUUUCGAACGGCAGUAAGGUCGUGGACGGCCACCCUCCUUAAACGCGAGGGAAGCUAGCGCGUGAAUGUGUUGGAAGCGGUGGCCGCGUAUCCGUCGUCGUCGUCGUCGUCGUUGCUGCUGCUGCGAUCGCCGUGAAAACGGUGCCGCACCGUGGAAGUCGUCGAAAACGCUACACCGAUGGCCCUACGCGUCACGAUACAACGGCGCGUAUCGUGAUCGCGGCACGACGGGAACGUCGAGGAUGCCGCGGACAUCGUUCUCUCCGCGCGGAUGGAUGGCGGGCUUCGUGAUCGUCGUUCGGAUCGAUAGACAGGAAAAAAGGAUCGAAUAAUAAUCGCGACGACACGGCGCGGCGAGGUGAGAGGCGAGCAGAGAAGCCAGCCCCCCACCGCCCGGGAGGUUAGACCUCCGAGAGAUACGAGGAUCCUUGUUCGAAGAUGAACUCCAUGAUAUAUACCCUCUACGGAUUCGCGAUAUUUUUCAUGGUAUUCUGGUCAGCGAUGUGGAUCCUUCAUGUGCUGGCAUUGAUAACCGGUCGCUGGAAGUUGCACCGUAAAGUAAACCAAGUACCAACCUACGAGACGCCGUUGCCCGGCGUGUCAAUCAUAAAGCCCUUGAUGGGCGUAGAUCCAAAUCUGUUCAGCAAUUUGGAGACGUUCUUCACCAUGGAGUAUCCUUGUUACGAACUGUUAUUCUGCGUCGAAGACGACUCGGAUCCUGUGUUGAUGCUAGUGCGUAAACUGAUCGAAAGGUAUCCGCAAGUGGACUCGAGCCUGUUUAUCGGCGGCCGUAACGUCGGCGUGAAUCCGAAAAUCAACAAUAUGCAGCCGGCGUACGAGGCGGCGAAACACGAGUUCGUGUUGAUCAGUGACAGUGGUAUCAAGAUGAAGAAGGACACGCUGUUGGAUAUGGUCAAUUACAUGACGGACAAUGUCGCGUUGGUGCAUCAGAUGCCGUUCACCUGCGACCGCGAAGGUUUCGCCGCCGUAUACGAGAAAAUAUUCUUCGGCACGGUGCAGUCGCGGAUAUACCUCGCCGCCGAUAUACUACGAAUAAACUGUCACACGGGGAUGUCGGCGUUACUGAGGAAGGCGCCCCUCGACGAGGUCGGCGGAUUGAAAACGUUCGGUGUGUAUCUGGCGGAGGACUUUUUCUACGCGAAGGCGUUGGCCGACCGCGGCUGGCGCGUCACGGUGUCCUCGCAACCGGCAUUGCAGAACAGUGGCCACUGUGAGCUGCAUUCCUUCCACGCGAGGUUACGAAGGUGGGCGAAGCUCAGGGUGGCCAUGCUGCCCACCAUUAUUGUUUUCGAACCGUUGACAGAGUGUUUAGUGUUGGGUGCCUGUGCUUCCUGGGCAGCGAGCGUACUAUUCGAGUGGGACUCGCUUGUUUUUUAUUUGGUACAUAUACUGUUGUGGUUCAUGCUCGACUGGACGUUAUUGUGCAUCGUGCAAAACGGCCCGUUGCCGUUCAACAAAUUAGAGUUCGUUUGUGGAUGGUUGCUCAGCGAGAUCACCAGGCCCUAUCUUUUCCUCCAGGCGGUUCUAGAUCCUCUGAUACAGUGGCGAUCGCGCGUUUAUAAGCUCAGGUGGGGCGGCGUUGCGGAAGAGGUUAAGGCGAAAGUCAAAUACUAAAGAGGACGACAAGAUACACGUUCUCUUUUUUUCUUUUCUUCGUCUUGCUUUACUUUCAUUCUCUUAGUUCAAUUAACACAUUGUGGACCAUGCUUAAAAUACUACAAAAUAUUGCUUGCGAAUAGAUGUUUAAGAGAAGCGUCGCGAUCGACACCGGGAACGAAACUUCUUCUCAUUGUCGGCAUCUUCGAUUUCUUAGUCCUAUGGGAAGGGGGGAGGGGAGGGGAGGGGUACACUUGUCACUUUUGCUACUCGUCUUUUACUUAACGAUGGAAUUUCGGUGACGUCUGAAAGAAUAAAUACGUCAAUUAAUGUAGGCGGUCCACAAUGCGUUAAAGUAAGGCCAAUGUGACCAGAUACAUAGAAAACAAAUUCCAGCGUGGGAUAGCACGAAUUGAAAACGUACCUCCUUUCCUCGUACGGAAUCGUCCGUAACAUUUUGUUUGUUUCUUUUUUUUUUUAACGAACUCAUUCUACGAACAUAAGGAUGUUUCGCGAAGCUUAAUAAAACAUAUUGUGACGUUAAAUAAGAUUGUUACUAUUAUAAAAGAAACGAAAAAAAAUAUUUAUUUAAUAUUUAUUAAAUAUAAACAAAUGAAAAAGAUAAUAAUAAAAACAAUACAGUUGUCCCUCAAAGUACGCGGGGGUCCGGGACGUUGACGUAUCGUGUAACUGAAAAUCCGC